ACCUUGUGCAAAGUGAGUGAGAGGAAGGUAAAUGAGAGGCGAUAGGUUGAGAGUCGGUAGGGGAGUUAGGGUAUAUAUACCACCACACACCAACAUGAAGAAUCAUUGUAACUUGAGAAAGUUUGUAUCACCUUAUCACAGCACCUAGAUAGAUUGGUUUUAGGCAAGCUGUUCUUGAGUGUGCAUUAGUUCUGGAUACGAGAAUUGUACAUUUGCUCAAACACCAUCUGUCUACCAAGAAAAAACUUGAGAACGCUUCACCACACAAAAGGUUGAUGAACCGAAAAGAAGACAAUUCUAUCAUCAAGAAGUGUCUAGUAUAACAGGAGAUAAACAUUUGUCAUUAGCAGACUCAAGUUCUACAAGCAGACACUUAACUUGUGGUAUUCAGUUAUCGGCAGUACUACAGGGCCCCAUCUUUCUUAUUCUUCAUUUUCUUCUGAGGAGUUUAUCAGUCUCCAUAGCAACCAUGCAGCUAAGACAAGCAUCAUCGUCAUCACUCCUGCUCUGUGUACUGGUGCUGAUUGUCACCAAGAUGACGGAUGCCUGUUCCUGUAUGCCUGCUCACUAUCAAACACUAUUCUGCAGAGCUGAUGCUGUUAUCGAGGGAACGAUCAAGAGCACAUCGUUCAUCUAUGGCGACAACGCGGUCUCCAACAACGAUGUCUAUGGCUCUUCAAUGGACUACAGCUACGCGGAUCUCCUUCCUCCACUGGUUCUCCCUCGGUACCCUCUCUUCGUCGUCUACAACGUGACUAUCAAGGAGGUCUUCAAGGGGGAGGAGGAGUUGGUCGGCAUGACGACCGUAUCCGUGUCUAGCGCAGCAAACGGAGCAAUGUGCGGAGUAGCCGAUCUCCAGGAUGGAGAGGCCUACAUUUUGAGUGGUUUUGUAUGGGAUGGAGAGCUUAAUGUUGGUCUCUGCAGCAGUUGGGUCCAACCAGUCAACUCACUCUCAGUAUUCCAGAAGAGAGGACUCAAGCGUCUCUACGCAAAGUCAUGUGAUGACUGUCGGAUUUGUUCUGCAAAGUACGACAAUGACUGCCUGCCCACGGAGGGGUGCAUGGGGUCUUACGCAUCGCCUUGCGUCAGAAGGAACUCUGCAUGCAUCCGUAACAACAAGGGACGCUGCUCCUGGAAAAAUAGCAAGUACCUAAGGCUUUGCUGAGCAUCUCGUCAUCACCAGAUAAACCCAUUCAUCCCUUUGAAACUUUAUUCUUAGAGACCGUUCACACGACAGGAAAGUUAUACCAAAUUUGUAUGAAGAAAUAUAUAAAGAAACAUUGUAUAGCGAAAGGGACACUCACACAUGAUAAGAGUAUCAUACAAAGAAUUGUUGUAUAAAGAAUCUAGAUUUGAAAAGAUUGUAUUUUAGAGUCAGCUCAGAUGACACUUGGCCAAUCAUUGGUUCACACUCAUGAUAACCCUCAGCUAGUUAUAUGGUUUUCACUCCAUGUAUUGUUGCGAUUAGAAAGAGACCCUGAUUUUUCUUGACAUAAUGCUCGAAUGUCUGUUUCGCUAUACAAUGUUUUUAUCAUACAAUGUUGUAUUAUAUGAUGUCUGAACUAUGAAA
Messenger RNA from Strongylocentrotus purpuratus (purple sea urchin), 1570 nucleotides. RefSeq names its product metalloproteinase inhibitor 1. The record is from RefSeq and is a predicted model, not a curated record. Gene Ontology annotation, molecular function: metalloendopeptidase inhibitor activity; protease binding. The transcript has 4 exons. The coding region runs from base 470 to 1165 and encodes 231 amino acids. Gene Ontology annotation, cellular component: extracellular matrix. Gene Ontology annotation, biological process: negative regulation of endopeptidase activity; negative regulation of membrane protein ectodomain proteolysis. NCBI's taxonomy places the organism in Eukaryota, Metazoa, Echinodermata, Echinoidea, Camarodonta, Strongylocentrotidae.